UGGAACCACUAAUCCGGUUGUACACUUGUCACCAUGGUUGACACCCGGAGUGGGUUGAGCACUAGCCCCUACACUUAGGAACAGCAGGAGAAAAUGGCCGCCUUAGUGAAAGAGAACAAAGAGAGGAAAGAGCUCCAGAAGCAGCUGAAGCUAAAGGCUAUCGCAGAGGAGCAGGUGGCUAAGAUGAAGAGGUUGGAGGAGGAGAUGAAGAGUGUUCAACAGGAGGAGGAAGAGAGGAGAAAGAUUGCUGAGGAAGAAGCGGCAGCAGUGGAAGAAAAAGAGAGAAUGCAGAUUGAAAGUAGAGAAGGGAGCAGUGGCACGAAAAAGGAUAAAGACGCAGUGAUGGAGAAAAAGAUAAGCGAGUGGGUCGCUAAUUUAUCGUUGGGAGAAGACGAGGAGGCGGGAUCUUAUGUGCGUCAGGAGGAGAGAGAUGCGCUAGCCAGGGAGCUAGCAGCAAUGAAGGACCCUGUGGAACGGCGAGAAAGGGAGGAGGAGCAGAAGUUGGCAUGGAAAUUGAGAAUGAAGAGGGAGAAGAAGAGGAGGAGGGAGAAAGUCAAUAGACUGACUGCAGAGGUGGCGAAGGUGCAAGAUUGUGUGGCAAAAGAGCUAAAGGAGAGGAUGCCAUCCUGGGCCAAAAUGAAGAAGGAGAGUAAGGGACAGCUGAUCUUAGUAGACGUAGAGGUGUUUAGAUGUAGAGUAGGGGCCCUUAUAGAUUCAGGGGCCACCCGCAGUUAUAUUAGUCGUAGAGCGCUGAAGAAGUUGAGGCUAGGAUUGAAAGUCCAAAAGUUGGUAGACCCCAUAGUCAGUGUCCUCGUAGACAACCGCACAAUGCGUGUUGAGGACUAUGUAGAGGGAGUCCAGGCGUACUUUCGCCUAGAAAAGGAUGGGAAAGUGGAGAAGGUUCUCCAUUCCCUGACUCUCCUCGUACAGGAUGACCUUCCUUUUGAUGUUGUGUUAGGAAUGGAUUGGGGAGAGGCAGCAGGGGUCACACUCCAUUUGAGAGAGCAUGAGUGUAGGCUCCCUAGCCCGUCAUGCGAGGUUAAGGAUACCCGCCUGUUUCAUGUGUCAGGUGCAGACAACACCUUGGCACAUUGCUGUCCCAGUGCUCCCGCGUUCGCGCGGUUAGUGAAGAAGGAGCGAUUAGAGGAACAAGUCUUUGUAGUUUAUGUUAGMCCUGCCACUGAGGCUAAGGAAGAGGUGACUUCCACAGAUCCAACCAUUGCCAAGCUGCUGGAGGAGUUUAAAGACUUGACUGAGUCGCCGACAGGAGUAGUGUCGCGACCCAUCCAGCACAGGAUAGAGGUAGAGCCUGGCAGUAGAACUCCUAAGGGAGCAGUCUAUAGGAUGUCCCCUAGAGAGUUAGAGGAGUUGCGCGAGCAGUUAGACGAGCUCCUUGAGAAAGGUUGGAUCAGGCCCAGUUCGUUGCUAAAGAAAGAGGCAAUCUGGCAAUGGGAUAAAGAGUGUACGUCUGCGCUAAAGAGAUUAAAGCGCACAUUAAUAGAGUAUCCUGUCCUCAAAGUAGCUGAUCCGUCCUUGCCAUUUGUCGUCACCACGAACGCGAAUCAGUAUGGUAUAGGCGUCGUGUUGCAGCAAGACGACUGCAAUGGUUAUAGACCCGUAGAGUUCAUGUCAGCGAGGAUGCCCUCAGAGAAGGUAGCCACCUCGACGUAUGAGAGAGAACUCUACGCUCUCAGGCAGGCUCUAGAGCACUGGAAGCAUUAUCUACAUGGGAGGCACUUCAAAGUGUAUUUUGACCAUGAAACACUUAGAUGGUUAAAGACCCAGGCCUAGAUGACACCCAAGUUAACUAGGUGGGCCGCUGAGAUAGACUAGUCUGACUUUGAGCUUAAGCCAAUGAAGGGCAAGUACAACG
Chara braunii is the source of this 1873-nucleotide messenger RNA. NCBI's taxonomy places the organism in Eukaryota, Viridiplantae, Streptophyta, Charophyceae, Charales, Characeae. The record is from the annotation of a GenBank genome assembly.